AUGUCUCUAUCAGUAACAGAAAAAUCAUAUUUAUACAAUUCUUUAUCUUCCAGCCCUUCGGUUAGACCAGAUGGCAGAUUAGAUUACCAAUUUAGAGCUAUAGAAAUUACCACUGAUUUCUUAACAAGUUCCAACGGUUCUUCAAGAAUUAUUGCAAGUGAUGGUAGCGAAUGUAUUGUCAGCAUUAAAUCAAAAGUCAUUGAUCAUACCGUUCUACAGCCAGAUGAUAGUUUGGUUGAAGUUACUUUAGAUAUAUCUGGUCAAAGAGAUGAUUCACCCAUGGUCGAAUCUAUCUCAUCCUUAUUAAGAGAAGUUUAUUCUAAAACAAUUGAUAAGAAGAGUUUAACCCUAACAACAAAAUAUAGCUUUAAAUUAUACAUUGAUGUCCUUGUGAUAUCUACAUAUUCAAACCCCAUUUCUUUGAUAUCAAUGGCAAUUUUUUCUGCUUUAAAUUCUACUUAUCUACCGAAAUUGGUUUCGUCAUUUGAUGAUAUUGAAGUAGAAGAAUUACCAACUUUUCAUGAUUACGAUAUGAUUAAAUUUGAUGUCAAUCCACCUUUAAUAUUUCUCGUGAUAAUAGUGGGAAAUAACGUUUUCAUUGAUCCAGCUUUAAACGAAAGUGAAAUUGCAAAUAAUUCUUUGAUAAUAACUUGGAAUGAUAAUAAAAUUUCUCCACCUAUUCGUUCACUUGCUCUAAACGAUACUUAUUGUGAAGGUUUUAAGCCGCAACUUCUACAAAGAUCAAUGGAGUUGGUGGAAAAAUGUGCCAAUGGUAUAACAGCCAUGUUACAAGAUGAUAAAUAG
Henningerozyma blattae CBS 6284 is the source of this 804-nucleotide messenger RNA. RefSeq names its product exosome non-catalytic core subunit RRP42 (gene RRP42). Gene Ontology annotation, biological process: nuclear mRNA surveillance; U5 snRNA 3'-end processing; U4 snRNA 3'-end processing. The transcript has a single exon. The record is from RefSeq and is a predicted model, not a curated record. Lineage: Eukaryota; Fungi; Ascomycota; Saccharomycetes; Saccharomycetales; Saccharomycetaceae. The coding region runs from base 1 to 804 and encodes 267 amino acids. Gene Ontology annotation, cellular component: nuclear exosome (RNase complex); cytoplasmic exosome (RNase complex).